AUGUCAUUAUCAGUCAAACAACGUCUGUCGCGUCGCUCAAUAGUAAACGGUAAAGUCACGCGAUUAGCAUAUAAAGUAGAAACUAAUCAGAAUUUGCUUCUUGAAGAUUUGAUGGAUUUGAAGAAUUCAUUGGUAGAAUUUCAAAAACAAUAUGAAGAACAUCAAACUGAUAUUGAAUUGCAAGAUGAAACAACAGAUUAUUCCACAGAAAGAGCUUUAUUCGAAAAUCAAUGUUUUGAUAUUUCACGCGCGAUUAACAGGCGUCUUCGCGCCAUUAAUGACAAUACGCCGAUUCAUAUGUCGAGAGAUUUGCAAUCACUUAGCACUACAUUUGUAAAAUCAACAAAUGCGCACCUACCCAAGAUUCGAAUUAAACCAUUUGAUGGUAAUCUGACUGAAUGGCACACGUUUCAUGAUACGUUCAAAUCUUUAAUUCAUGAUAAUGAAGAGUUGCCAUCGGUACAAAAAUUCCAUUUUUUAAAGAACGCUCUUCAAGGUGAAGCUGCGUCUGUAGUUUUGUCUCUCAGUAAUUACCAGGUAGCUUGGGAUUUGCUAAUUGCAAAAUAUGAUAGACCACGGCAGAUAAUACGAGCGCAUUUAAAUACGUUGCUGAAACUCCAGGAGUGUACGCGUGAUACUCCGUCAGUUUUGCGUACAUUGGCGGAACAAGCAUUAACACAUGUCAAUGCUUUUAAGGCAUUAAAACAGCCGGUUGAACAUUGGGAUGCCUUCUUAGAGCAUAUUUUAUACCAAAAACUAGAUAAGGUUACGCGUAGGGCAUGGGAACGUACGUUAGAAAAUGAUACGAUUCCAAAAUUUCAAGAAUUAGUUGAUUUUGUAUUCAAACAAGCACGCGGAGACGAAUUUGAUAACGAGUCUUCUAAGACAAAAAAUACGCAUCAGAGCGAUGCUCGUAAAAAGACAUCGACUCAGGGACAAGCGCACUCUUUUGUGGCAACCAAUAAUAAAUCGAAUAGUUGUAUAGUUUGCCAAGAUAAAGCAAUGAAAAAGGAAUUGCCAAUUGAUCAGUCUCAGAAUUUGGAGACAGAGUUAGAAGCAGAAACAUCCCAGAAAUUAGAGUCUAAUUCGUUAAGCAAGACAUUCACUGUAGUUACGAAUGCAGAAGUUUUACUAGGUACAGCAAAAAUUAUAGUUGUAGACAAUUUUGGAAGUUCAUGUCGAGCUUUGUUGGACGCAGGUUCGCAAACGCAUUUUGUUACUAAAGAAUUAGCAAAAGAUUUACGAUUGAAAGAACAUUACAUAAAUCUGUCGUUUAGUUGCUUGGAGCAAUUAACCACAUCAGCGAAGCAGAUGGUAAAUUUGAAGUUCGGUUCAAACGAUCGCAAAUUUAUGACAAAGGAUACGUUUGUAGUAUUAGAUUCUAUAACAGGAAUUUUGCUAGCUCAUGGUAUAGACGCGAAUGCAAUUAAUUUGCCAAGAGAUUUGAAAUUGGCGGAUCCUGAUUUUAACAAACCAGGCAAAAUAGAUAUACUGCUAGGAAACACAAUUUUCUAUCGGUUAUUAGAAUCAGGAAAAGUAUAUUUAAACAAGGGUCUUAUAAUAUUACAAAACACGCAACUAGUAAUUUCGUUAGAAAAUCAAUUAAGUAAAUUCUGGGAAAUUGAGCAAUUGCCGAAAAAGGUAUUUUAUUCUAAUGAUGAGUUAGCUUGCGAGGAACAUUACGCGUUAAACACAAGGCGGGAAUCAGAUGGCCGAUACAUAGUUCGGUUACCUUUUAACGACAAGCAACAUUCAUUAGGCGAAUCGAGGUCACUAGCGUUAAAAAGAUUUUAUUCUUUAGAACGACGUCUAGAAAGAGAACCAGAAUUGAAGAUUCAAUAUCGUGCUUUCUUAAAGGAAUAUGAGCAAUUGGGACAUAUGAAACAGACAAUUAAUGAAAUUCAAAAUGAAGGAUUUUAUUUACCACAUCAUGCAGUUUUGAAAUUAGAUAGCGCAACAACGAAGUUAAGAGUAGUUUUCGACGCUUCAGCGAGAAGCACAAGUGGUUUUUCUUUGAAUGACAUACUUUUAACAGGUCCCACGAUUCAAAAUACUUUAUUUAAUAUAAUUCUUAGAUUUCGAACGCAUCAAUAUGUGUUUACGGCUGACAUAGAGAAAAUGUUCAGGCAAAUAAAGGUGCAUAGUGAUGAUACUAAAUAUCAGAAGAUUUUAUGGAGAGAUUCUAUUGAUGAAUCUGUUAAAGCAUUUAAUUUGGAAACAGUCACAUAUGGUACCGCUUGCGCGCCUUUCUUGGCAGUAAGGACGUUAAAACAAUUAGCCACGGAUGAGGAGCAUUUGUUUCCUCGCGCCGCGAAAAUCUUUACGCGCGACUUUUAUGUCGAUGAUUUGCUCACAGGAACAUCUGAUUUUGAGGAUGCAUUACAAUUACGUAAUGAACUUAUUUCCUUAGCUAGCAAAGGGGGGUUCAAUUUACGGCAAUGGGCAUCCAAUGAUAAUAGACUGUUAGAAGAUUUGCAACCGUCAUCGGAACAGAAAAUCUUAUUUUUAGAUUCAAAAGACAUUAAGAAAACAUUAAGCGUUCAAUGGAUUCCAUAUACUGAUAAAAUCGUGUAUGUUCUAAAACCUUUCGAGAAUAGCUAUUCAUGUUCUAAACGUACAGUAUUAUCAAAGAUUGCACAGUUAUUUGAUCCGUUGGGACUACUUGGUCCUGUCAUUAUUCGUGCGAAAAUUAUUAUGCAACAACUGUGGAAAAUUAAUUUAGAGUAG
Molecule: messenger RNA, 2727 nt
Organism: Ceratina calcarata
Lineage: Eukaryota; Metazoa; Arthropoda; Insecta; Hymenoptera; Apidae
Exons: 3
Coding region: 1-2727 (908 amino acids)
Source: RefSeq, a predicted model, not a curated record